Messenger RNA from Gekko japonicus, 1800 nucleotides. It is a transcript of the gene AQP3, whose product is annotated as aquaporin 3 (Gill blood group). Gene Ontology annotation, biological process: glycerol transmembrane transport; water transport. Gene Ontology annotation, cellular component: basolateral plasma membrane; plasma membrane. Gene Ontology annotation, molecular function: urea transmembrane transporter activity; glycerol channel activity; water channel activity. Bases 105 to 983 code for a protein of 292 amino acids. The record is from RefSeq and is a predicted model, not a curated record. NCBI's taxonomy places the organism in Eukaryota, Metazoa, Chordata, Lepidosauria, Squamata, Gekkonidae. The transcript is spliced from 6 exons.
CUCUCAUCUGGUAAAGAGCCACUGAGAGGCAAGCCUCUAAAGAACGGAGAGGGAUUCUCUCGUCUGCGCACACCCAAGCCUAGAAGGAAAAACCAGCCAUCACCAUGGGCAGGCAAAAGGAGGUGCUGUCAGUCAUGGGACAGAGGCUGAGGAUCAGGAAUAAACUCAUCCGGCAAGCUCUGGCCGAAUGCCUGGGGACCUUGGUGCUGGUGUUGUUCGGCUGUGGUUCAGUGGCUCAAAUCGUCCUCAGCAGAGGAAGCCACGGAGCUUUCCUGACAGUCAAUCUGGCGUUCGGUUUUGCGGUGACGCUGGGAAUUCUCAUCGCUGGACAGAUCUCAGGUGGCCACUUGAAUCCAGCCGUCACCUUCGCCAUGUGCUUUAUGGCUCGGGAACCUUGGAUAAAGUUGCCUGUAUAUGCUUUAGCACAGACCCUCGGCGCGUUCUUGGGAGCUGGCAUCGUCUUCGGCUUGUACUAUGAUGCCAUUUGGGCCUUCGGUGGGAACCAGCUGUUUGUCGUCGGCGAGAAUGCCACGGCCGGGAUCUUCGCCACGUACCCCUCAGAGCACUUGAACUCCGUGAAUGGAUUUUUUGACCAGUUUAUUGGCACAGCAGCCCUGCUUGUCUGCGUCUUGGCGAUCGUCGACCCCCACAACAACCCGGUCCCCCGGGGUCUGGAGGCCUUCACCGUCGGCUUUGUCAUCUUGGUGAUUGGAACGUCCAUGGGCUUCAACUCCGGCUACGCCGUCAACCCGGCCAGAGAUUUCGGGCCCCGCCUCUUCACGGCCAUCGCUGGGUGGGGCUCGGAAGUUUUCUCGACGGGCCGGCAGUGGUGGUGGGUCCCAGUCAUUGCCCCGUUCCUCGGGGCCAUUGCCGGCGUGGGGGUCUACCAGCUGAUGGUCGGCUGCCACGACGAGCCGCCCCCCGAGGCGAAUGAUGAGGAGACCGUCAAGCUGUCCAAUGUGAAGCAGAGGGACAACGUUUGAAGCUGGCAGGGAAAGCGGCCGUCCUGCGGGCGUGCAGAUGGACUGUGUUUUUUUUUAAAAAAAUAGAAAAAUAAUAAUAGGACUGCAGUAACCAAAGAAAAGAGAGAGGAAAACGACGACCCACAAAAGGAAUCUCCCCUCUGACGUUUCCCCUCCCGCCUCCCAAAUUUCUUCAAAUACCCUCGAUGCAUGUGCUUUAGCAAGCCUCUUACGAGCCGCGCCGUCCUACGCUGUGGGGCCACGCAGCCUGCAUUGGACAGCAGCGUUGUAGAAGGGUGUGUGCGCAGGGCCGUCGCCUUGGCAACCUGGAUCCAAGUCUUACGCUUUGCUUUAACCUCCUUAUGGGCCAUUUCGCCUCUUUGGCGGGAUGUGGGCUGGAACGAUUUCAGAUCCACCUUUGUAAAUAGAUCUGGGGCCACCGGGCAAGUUAGGAAUAAGAAAGGAGAGGAUUUAGUUCACUGUGCAGUUGCUGCCUGUUACUAGGGGUUGCCAGCCUCUAGGUGGGGCCUGGAGAUUUCCCGGAUUUACAGCUCCUCUCCAGACAAGAGAGAUUAGCCCCCCUGGAGGAAACGGCUGCGUUAGAGGGUGGACGCGGUGGCAUGAUGCCCCUUCCCCAAACCCUGUGGUCCCCUGGCUCCACCCCAAAAUCUCCAGGAAUUUCCUAACCCAGACUUGGCAACCCCACCUGUUAGUCUGUGGGCCAAACCCACUCCUAGAGUUACCUGAGUCUCCCCAAAGGCUGGGCUUGUUCCUGGGAAAUUUGGUGUAGUGGUUAAGUGCGCGGACUCUAAUCUGGGAGAACCGGGUUUGAUUCCCC